Molecule: messenger RNA, 270 nt
Organism: Dracunculus medinensis (Guinea worm)
Lineage: Eukaryota; Metazoa; Nematoda; Chromadorea; Rhabditida; Dracunculidae
Source: the annotation of a GenBank genome assembly
AUGAAUGUAAAUAGAAGAAAAACGAGGCGUUGCCGUAUAAAGUUGUUAUCGUAUUCUAGAAGACGAAAAACAAGUGUAAAGUGUUUACAGUACAAUAUAAUGUGCAACGUCCUCAUAAGCAUGGGCCGGCCAUCUUUACGCAUUCAUGGUUGGGUUGUACUGACAAUUUUGCGAAUUCUCCCUUCGGGAAUUCUGCCUGUUGAACCGGCGAUCCUUCUAGCAGCUUGCAGUGCAUUUGGUUGGCGUCUCGAUUCGCUUCGGCCUCUUUAA